AUGUCGACCGACUCCCUGAGCUCCGCCGUGCGCUCCCUCAGGCUCCCUCGCUCACUCACCCAGCAUGACCGCCUCCCACUCGUCCUCACCACUGCCGCUGCAUUACUAGGCACCAGCGUCGUUGUCCCUGCCGCCUACCGCGACUACCGCACCUUCCGCUCCUACGGCGGCGGCGGCGUGCCAGACAAUCUCCUGGGAUGGCUCUACGUGCGUUUGGUCAUGCAGCCGCUGGGCCGCGAGAUGCUCAGCACAGACGUGUAUGACCGACGCGUGGCAGCGGCCGAGGGUCACGGGAAGGGCGACGAGGGUUUUCUCACGGAGGAGCAGCUCAGCGCCGUGCCACGGACCGAUUCACGGCCUGUUGUUGGACCGCAUGUUUCGCCGCAGCGCCAGUUGACGCAGAUCCCCGUGGAGCGCGUGCAGGAAAAAUUCCGCGCAAGCUUCAGCUCCUUUGCAAACCGCAACUACCACCUCGUCAAGACAAACGCAUCCCUCCUCGAGGGCAACGCCGAUGCCCUCUUCCUCGCCGCUAACCUCCCCGCCUCGGCUAUUGCAACACGCAUGCGCCGCGAGAUUGCCAAUCUGCACGAUCUGUCCGAUCACUCCGUGCAUGUUGUGUUGUCGCCCGCGGACUGUACGUACUCCCCUUCUCGUGUGAUGUAUCAACCUAACCAAUCUUGUAUAGGCAAACGAGUCAUCGAAGCGGGAUGGGGCCAGCGCCACGCGCUCUCCGGUCUCUCCAAGUCGACGUUCUUAUCCGUAUUCGCAACCUCCGGGUGUGUACCGAAUCUACCGCCGGAGUAUCUGCUCAUCUAUGCGCCACGCAACGAGGCGGAGAUCGAGGUCGUCAUGCAGAUUAUUGCUGCGGGUGUCAAGUUCAUGGCGGGGAGGGAGGACGUGCGGUAA
Messenger RNA from Penicillium riverlandense, 906 nucleotides. RefSeq lists its product as uncharacterized. The transcript has 2 exons. Lineage: Eukaryota; Fungi; Ascomycota; Eurotiomycetes; Eurotiales; Aspergillaceae. The record is from RefSeq and is a predicted model, not a curated record. Bases 1 to 906 code for a protein of 301 amino acids.